ACUUUUAGAUUCCAGGCCCAUUCACACUGCUGGACCCUGAACCAUGUUUCCCCACCCUGUCAUACUGCCAGUGCUCUUGCUGUGCCUGGGACGGACAAUCCACAUGCAGAAAGGACAAAUGCCCAGACCCUCCAUCUCUGCUGAGCCAGACCGUGUAAUCCCCCAAGGGAGACCAGUGACCAUUGUGUGUCAGAGCCCUAUUAUAUUUGAGAUAUUCCGCCUGGAAAAGGGACGUUCUGUGAUAUGGUCUGAAGAGAACAGUCUGCCUCCUAAGAAGAAGGCCAGAUUCCUCAUCCCUUCAGUGAAUGAAAACACUACUGGAUUCUAUACCUGCAUCUACAACAGGGGCUUCUCCUGGUCUUUGCGCAGUGAGACCCUGAAGCUGGAGGUGACUAGUGAAGAUGUCACCCAGGGCCCUGCCACAGGCUUAGCAGUGACCUCAGACUCCACACUCCAGAGCUACACAGUGUGGAAUGGCAUCCGCAUGGGCCUGGCUGUAGUGAUCUUGGUGGUCCUGAUGGCGAUUCUGGGCGAAGCUUGGCACAGCCAGCACAGGUCUUCAGACAGUUAAGAGACUCCAGGACCUCAGGAGGAUGCCACCAAGGGCUCUAAAGUUAUGCUCAUAUCCAAGAAGAAUCAGAACAAGGAUGGGCCAGUGGUAGGCAGGAUCACACCCUGGAGGCCUAGGCACUUCCUGCUGUCUAUUUAACCCUUGCCCUCAUUUCGGAACCCUGAAGAUGGACUUUGAGUAGGGGUUGUUGAACCCUUUCUGCCUCUUCCCAAUGUGGCCACAUUGAAUUAGUCACCUUUUUCUACUUCUCGCUAUUAAUUUGACUUUUUAAAUUGGUUUAUUGAGGAAAGGUUGCCAAACUUGACAGGUUUGGGUACAGGUUAUGACCUGCAAGUUCAAAAAUGAGAGAGAGAGACAGAGAGAGAGACAGAGAGAACCUGAUUGUCCUGUGCUUUAGAACUUGUCAGGAUCUCUGCCUUGUGUACAGCAGGGUCAAGUACUCUCUUCUCUCAAAUUAAGGCAGAAAAAUUUGUGUUGUGACCCACAGAGUGUAAACAGAACCAUCUUUGUGAUGGGUUGUAGGGGAAGGAGAUAAGAGGAGGGUGACAGUAAUUAAAAUGUACUAUAUACAUGUAUGACAUUGUCAAU
Messenger RNA from Nannospalax galili (Upper Galilee mountains blind mole rat), 1159 nucleotides. Its product is annotated as leukocyte-associated immunoglobulin-like receptor 1. Lineage: Eukaryota; Metazoa; Chordata; Mammalia; Rodentia; Spalacidae. The transcript is spliced from 4 exons. Bases 44 to 571 code for a protein of 175 amino acids. The record is from RefSeq and is a predicted model, not a curated record.